This is a messenger RNA of Dermacentor silvarum, 1157 nucleotides long. RefSeq names its product retinol dehydrogenase 14. Lineage: Eukaryota; Metazoa; Arthropoda; Arachnida; Ixodida; Ixodidae. The coding region runs from base 67 to 1095 and encodes 342 amino acids. The transcript has 2 exons. The record is from RefSeq and is a predicted model, not a curated record.
GCAGCUUGAAGAAGAGGAGGCACGGAACCUCGAGCAGCGUCGGCGGCGGCGGCCGGACCGUUCGCCAUGUCGUCGGGCGAAGACGAUGGCGACGCGGCGAUACUGCAGCUGCUGCAGACGGCCUGGGACAGCGCCCUGUUCGCCGUGCGCACCGCGGCCGUCGUGUUCGCGCUGACGUUCUUGGCGUGGCUGUACUGCCGGUUGAGCCAUCGCCGGUGCAAGUGCGCCUCCCGACUCGAGGGCAAGACGGUCCUGGUGACCGGCGGCAGCGCGGGCAUCGGCUACGAGACGGCCAAGGCGCUCGCUUCGCGAGGGGCGCGCGUCAUCUUCACCUGCCGCAACAUGCAGGUGGGCCGGCAGGCGCUCGACGCCAUGAUCGAGGCGAGCGGCGGCGGCGACGUGGUGCUCAAGCAGCUCGACCUCUGCUCGCUGGCCUCCGUGCGGCGCCUGGCGAGCGACAUCCUGGAGACCGAGCCCCGGCUCGAUCUGCUCGUCAACAACGCGGGCCGCUCGGCUCCGCCGCAGCGAACGCUCACCAUCGACGGCUUCGAGACGACCAUACAGAGCAACCACUUGGGCCACGCGCUGCUCACGGGGUUGCUGCUGGACCUGCUGCGGCGCUCGGCUCCGUCGCGCGUCGUCGUCGUCUCGUCCAUGGUGCACGCGUGGGCGCAGCUGGAUCCGGACGACCCGUUCCUCGAGCGCCACUACACGCCGAGCCGCGCGUACGGCCUCUCCAAGCUGUACAACGUCUACUUCGCCCGCGAGCUGGCCGACAAGCUACGCGGCCAGCAGGUCACCGUCAACGCCCUCCAUCCGGGCCUGGUCAAGUCGCGCUUCUUCCGCGAGCCGCCCACUACGUACUGCGCCAAAUUCCUGCGACACGUCGUCAUACCGCUGUUCGGAAAGUCGCCUUCGGAGGGUGCCCAGACAAGCAUCCACCUGUGCCUGUCACCCGAGCUUGCGCACACGACGGGCCGCUACUUCAUGGAGUGCCGCGAUGCUAGGCCAGCCGCGCACGCCCUGGACCCGGUGCUCCAGCGGCAGGCCUGGGAGAUCACCGAGCAGGCUCUCAACGUGCGCCUCUGCAACUGAACGGGCGCCAUGUCGCAGCAGGAGCGCCUUGCCAGCUGCUGCUAGCUGUUGCGGAAUUACAA